Molecule: messenger RNA, 1254 nt
Organism: Lactuca saligna
Lineage: Eukaryota; Viridiplantae; Streptophyta; Magnoliopsida; Asterales; Asteraceae
Source: the annotation of a GenBank genome assembly
AUGUUUUCGACGCUUCUUGAAACAAAGAAGAGUCGUUGUGGGGAGUGGGCCAAUUGCUUCUCCCUCUAUUGCAGAUCCUUUGGCUAUGAAACUCGUCUGAUAUUGGAUUUCACAAGUCACAUGUGGACAGAAUGUUAUUCGAUGGUUUUGGUGUGCAAGUUUUUGAUGGUUUUGGAGUAUAAGGAGUUUUUGGAGGUUGCUUCAACUGUUGCAAAAGAUAAGGAACCUUUCAUAGAGGAAUACAAUGCUCAUAAUGACGACACAACAAUUAAUUUUCAAAUAAUAAUGAAUGCUGAUAAAAUGAGCAAAGCAAGACAAGAAAGGCUGCUGAAGAAAUUUAAACUUACUAGUACUUUAAGCACAAGUAACAUGCACUUGCUUGAUGCAAAUGGGGUGAUAAAUAAGUAUGACACCCUGAACAAAGAGUACAAUAUCUGCUUUAAAACAGUAGAGAGAUCUAAAGAUGGUUUAGUUCCUCGAUUACCAUCUUCAAAUACAACUGGAGUUCUACCCGAGUUACUGAAAAAUCCGGUUGAAAGAAGGAAACAUGUAAAAAGAUUAUUAAAGACAGCAUCAGGCCUCAAGUAUCAACAAUUUGAUAUACAACAACAAGCAUUGAAACUAACUGCCAACAAUAUGUAUAGAUGCCUUGGUUUUUCCAGUUCAAGAUUCUAUGCAAAGCCACUUGCAUAAUAUAGAGGAUAAUGUCAGAUAUAUCAAGGAAUUCCUAUGAGAUAACACUCGCUGAGGUUCUGAAGUACCUUGGUAGAACUUCGUACUUACCUUCGCCAUCUAAUAAGAAUCUCCAGGGUCAUAUGUCACUUAUGGGUUGCUAUGGGAGGAGUCAUAUUGAUGUUCUUGCUGGUCCUAGAACUUCCUCUGAAUAGACUCAGACUCAGACUCGGAAUGUUAAAGAAAAGAAUCAAUUAUAUAAACACAAAAUUUCUUCCAACAAGAGAACAUGGGUUCAGAAAUGGUGUGGAUCCGUCCCCACUGGUGUUUAGAAGGUAAGUAGAGCUCUAUGUCCAAUUUCGAACUCGUUCUGGUAGACAUAUGCCUGUUAAGUGGUCAAUUACUUCUAAAGUCUGUUUUGUUGUCAUCUUUCAUCUUCACUCGAUUAAUUUUCAUAUUUUCUUCAGACUUGGCCUGAUUUAUCUCUUAUUAAGCCCUCAUUUGAGUUUUCGAAGAAUAGACAGCAACACAACUCAAACAUAGAAGUUGUUUCGGAUGUUCUUGAAGAAAGUUACAAUUUAU